Molecule: messenger RNA, 2919 nt
Organism: Spea bombifrons (plains spadefoot toad)
Lineage: Eukaryota; Metazoa; Chordata; Amphibia; Anura; Pelobatidae
Gene: USP45
Product: ubiquitin specific peptidase 45
Exons: 18
Coding region: 141-2534 (797 amino acids)
Biological process (GO): protein deubiquitination
Molecular function (GO): zinc ion binding; cysteine-type deubiquitinase activity
Source: RefSeq, a predicted model, not a curated record
CCGGAACACGUGGGCCCUAGAGAUGUACAUUACGUUACGUGAAGUUUGAAGGGGGUCGUGCUGUGUGCGGUAGCGGGCGAAGGAGACAGUGAUAGGCUGUGAUGGCCGUGCACCUUAACUAGAUCACUAGGUGUACAGAGAUGAAGGUUAAGGAGCCAACUGCAUGGGGACCUCCAGAGAAAUCAAAGAGGAGUAAGAGGACCAUUCGGCAAGCAGAUGAAGAUUCAUCUGAUGAUAUUGUUGGUCUAACCUGCCAUCAUGUGGGCCAGGCUGUGGAUUUGAACCACGUUAAAAAAGUAGUGUCCCAGAAUGUUUGGUCAGUGUGUACAGAAUGCAUGAAGGAGAGAAGAACAGUGGAUGGAGAAAUGGUAGCUCCUGCGGAUGUUUGGCUGUGCCUCAAGUGUGGUCAUCAGAGCUGUGGCGCAAACUCCGAAUGCCAGCACUCAUUGAAGCAUGUCCGCAUGUCUCACUCGGAACCCCACUGCAUUGGAAUCAAUCUCAGCACUUGGGUAAUUUGGUGCUAUGAAUGUGACGAACAGCUUUCAACUCGCUGUAACAAGAAGGUACUUGCUCAGGUGCUUGACUUUCUCCAAAAACAUUCAUCUCGCUCUGAGAAAGGAUUUUCAACAAAGGUUAUUAGACUACGAGAGGAAAACGGUGGAAAUCAGAAAGGAAAAGGCAUUAUUCACAACACAUCAAUACUAGUGAAAGGAAUUAACAAUUUAGGCAACACUUGCUUCUUUAAUGCUGUCAUGCAGAACCUGGCACAAACACACAUGCUCAAUGAAGCUCUAAAUGAAAUGAAGGAAAAGGGCACAAAUAUGAAUAUUGGUCAAAAUGCUGACAUUGGACUGGAACCUCUGGAAAUCAGUGUCUCAAGUCCUGGCCCUUUGACAUCUGCAGUGUUCUUAUUCCUGCACAGUAUGAAAGAGGCUGGGAGAGAACCCAUCUCUCCCAAAGUGCUCUUUAGCCAACUUUGUCAAAAGGCUCCUCGAUUUAAAACGUUUCAGCAACAAGACAGCCAGGAGCUUCUACAUUAUCUGCUGGAUGCAAUGCGGCUGGAAGAAACCAAGAGAAUACAAGCUGGCAUUUUAAAAGCAUUCAACAACCCUACUACCAAAACUGCAGAUGAAGAAACAAAAAGAAAAGUCAAAGCAUAUGGAAGAGAAGGUGUAAAGAUGAAUUUCAUUGACAGAAUAUUUGUGGGUGAAUUGACAAGCACAGUAAUGUGUGAAGAAUGUGAAAAUAUUUCUGCAGUAAAGGAAGCAUUUAUUGAUCUGUCACUACCGAUUGUAGAGGAGAGGGUAUCCAAACCAGUGCUUUGUGGCAGAGGAAACAAAAGUAAAAGUACUCAGGAAGAGGAGGCCAACACUCCGUGUCACUGUAAUAACAAUCAACCCUUGAGGAAUUAUUCUCUAACCAAAGAUAAAGUAAAGAAUCACUUGAAUGAUGAGGGGCAGAGUUGGAAAUCUGGUAGUACUGAUGACAAGAGAAACCUUGUAAUAGUGCAAGAAACGGUGGAUAAUGCUAUUAUAGAUAGCAGAACAGAAGAUGGAGUUCUUUGGAAAUUACAAUCUGUAAGCAGGGGUUUGGCACCUGGAAGCCAAUCAGAUGGCAGUGAGAGAGAUGAAGGGAGUCAGAUGGAAAGCAGUGGAGAUGCAGACAGCGAAGCCUCAGAAUGUGAGAAUCCAUCAGUCCAGACAGGACCCAGAAGAGGAAACCAUGUCGAUGAGGGCAUGGACAAUGACUUUCAUGAUUCUCAGAAUGAUGCUCUUUCUGGUGCCUUAUGCAAGCUCAGUCUCGAUCCUGAGACAAAGAAGAACAGUCAUUGUAAAAGGGACAUGUCAGACAGUGUUACCAACAGCAUGCCAUGUCCUCAUUCAAAGUGCAUAUCCCAGAGACCCCAAACUGCUUUUCAGACCCUCUCUCAGGGCUAUUCAGCUAGCUCCAAGGAAUGUUCUGUGCAGUCCUGUCUCUACCAGUUUACCUCCGUCGAGUUAUUAAUGGGGAACAACAAACUGCUAUGUGAAAAGUGUUCAGAAAACAGGCAAAAAUUCCAUAAGACAUCCAACCUUGCAGAAGAGAAGAUAGAAAGUGUUUAUACUAAUGCUCGGAAACAGCUUUUAAUUUCUGCAGCACCAGCUAAUCUCGUUUUACACCUCAAACGGUUUUACCAGAAUGGUUUAACCUUACGGAAAAUCAACAGACACGUGGACUUCCCUUUUAAAUUGGACUUGGCACCUUAUUGCUCAAUAUCCUGCAAGAAUGCUUUAGACAAGAGUGUUCUGUACAGUCUAUAUGGGAUAGUGGAACAUAGUGGCUCCAUGAGAGAAGGACACUAUUCUGCGUAUGUGAAAAUCCGGUUUCCUCCCAGAAGCAUAGGGGUCAAUAAGAGUGGUACAGGCUCCAGCGAUUGCACGAGGUCCGCUUCAGGUCAGUGGGUGUAUGUUAGUGAUACCCACGUGCAGACAGUUUCCGAAUCUCGUGUUCUCAGUUCACAAGCAUAUCUAUUGUUUUAUGAAAGAUUGUGCUAGUUAUCAUUAAAGUGAAUCUAGACACACCGUAUUUUUGUUAUGUGCCAAGUUAUAUGUACUAUGCAAUAAUGAAACUCAAUAGGGAUUAAAUAGCUAUUACUAUCCCAUUUUAAAUACCCAAAACUAGUGAUCCUCCCCAUUCUGUAUCCUGUCCCACACAUCCUCAGAGCACAAUAUGGCUUCUUUCUGCCUCUCCCUUCCCUCUACCUACAACUUUUCUAAAUCUAUCUCCUUCAAUUCAUGUUCUUCGCACGCUAUUCCCAUUUUUACAUUUGCCUCUAUAUUUUUUUUACAUCCUAGUUUAUUAUCCCCUCCUUUUCUCUUGGUUACCGAAAUAAAAAAGUCAUAGAGGAAGGACAGAGUUGUAUACAUUUAUAGGUAAAAA